CCUCCCAGUGACGCCAUAUGGAGUCAUAAUCUAUUGACCUUAUUUAACACUAACUGGAAUUUCAAACCGUUCUGUAGUGCUUUGGUUACUCUUAUUUAACGUGAGAUGUCACUGUAAAUUCGGUUUGAACGUUUAUAUGUGGGUGUUCUGUGUUGUAUUCAGUUUGAUAAAGCGUUACAAAUUUAUAACUUAGUGGGGCUGUUUCAUCAAAAUAAAAAUGAAUACGUAUGUGGGAUUAACGGAUGCUGAGGCGAAGCAACUGCUGCUGCUUUUGGAAGGAGAUGAGUCAGAAGAAGAAGAGGUUGAUGAGGAUGAUGAGCAAGUGGUAAACUAUAUUUUAGAGGAAGAUCUACCACCCAGCGAUGUUUUCGAAGAUGACUUGCAUGUUGAUCCCGUCUUAGAUUUUGAUGAAGAGGAUGACGUCCCUCUAGCACAGCUAUUCCCUGUCCAGAAUGCAAAAAAAAACGAAAGGUUCAAGAUCGGUUGGUUUGGAAGAAGAGAGAUUUACCGGUAAUCAACUCAUAUUGCCAAGUUAGUUUUUCAAAGUCAAAUCAAAUAGGAACACCCUUAGAAUAUUUCCGAAAAUUCUUUGAUGAUGACAUUAUAGCAAAUUUAGUUCAUCAGACAAACUUAUAUUCGACUGAAAAGACUGGAGUUUCGGUGGACACCAGUUUCAAUGAAAUUUGCCAUUUCUUGGGGAUCCAUAUUAUUGCUGGAAUAGUGCACAUGCCCAGUUAUCGCAUGUAUUGGGCUAACGAAACAAGAUUCUCUCCAAUAGCUGAUGUUAUGAGCAGAAACCGAUUCGAGAAGCUUCGUUCGUGUUUUCAUAUCAAUGACAAUUCAAAAAUUAAAACAAGAGAUCAUCCAGAAUAUGACAAAUUGUUCAAAGUUCGCCCAUUUAUUGAAUCCCUAAAACAAAAUUUUGAAAAAAUUGAACCCGAAGAGCAUAAUGCUGUAGAUGAAAUUAUGAUACCGUGCAAAUCACAUACGGCACUGAAACAAUACAUCAAGAGUAAACCUCACAAAUGGGGUAUCAAGAUGUUUGCCAGAGCCGGUGCUAGCGGAAUUGUUUACGAUUUUGACAUAUAUAUUGGAAAAGGAACAACCCAUGAACCAUCUGAUCUGGGAAUAAGUGGAGACAUUGUCGUAAAAUUAGCUAAAAAUAUACCCAAAAACCAAAAUUUUAAAAUCUAUACGGACAAUUAUUUUACUUCUUUUAAUUUAUUCACAACCUUGCAACAAAUGGGAAUACUUUCUGUAGGCACAGUAAGAACAAAUCGGCUGAAGGGAUUGAAAUUCAAGGAAGAUAAAGUAAUGAAAACAGAAGGGCGAGGAUCAUACGAACACUUUACAGAAGAAAAUAAAAAAGUUGUGGCUGUGAAAUGGUUCGACAAUAAAGGUGUCACCCUUUUAUCUACUUAUGUUGGACUUCAACCCAUAGAGGAAGUGAGAAGGUGGUCUCAGACUGAAAAAAAGUAUGUACAUGUUCCCCGGCCAAAUAUUGUGAAGAUUUACAAUAUGAAUAUGGGUGGGGUGGACCUAAACGACAUGCUUGUUGCACUGUAUCGCACCAGAAUAGGAGUCAAACGAUAUUAUUUGAAGAUAUUUUUCCAUCUAAUGGAUAUUUCCAUAGUAAAUUCAUGGCUGUUAUAUCGUCGCGAUUGCAGACUGCAUGAUAUCACUUCCUACAAAAAGCUAGUUGUAUUUAGAAGUGAAAUAGGUCAUGCCUUCUUACAAUCAUUGUCAAAGGACAGAAAACGUGUAGGUCGUCCUUCUUCUCGCGAAAGUUCACCUCAACUCCAAAGGAAGAGAACCGUCAACCCACAACCCAUAGAUGACGUCCGAUACGAUGGUCGAGAACACUGGCCUGUUCAUAUAGAGCCGAAACAGAGAUGCAGAUCUUGUCAAGCAUACAGUCGACUGGCUUGCGAAAAAUGUAAAAUUCCGUUGUGCUUGACCAAAGAUCGAAAUUGUUUUAAAGCAUACCAUAUAAAAUCAUAAAUUAUGAAUUGUACAGUUUUUUCAAGAAUAAAUAUUUUUAGUUCAAAUUUCUCUUUAAUCCCAUUGACUCCAUUUGGAGUCAUAAAUUGUUUUGAUAUUUGUAAUAAAAAAAACAAUGAAAAAUAUAAUAAUACUAAUUUAUUUAUGCAUUGUAAGGUAUAUCACGUUCAUAAUAAUUUUUUCACGCACUAACGAAACAUUAAAAAAAAUUUGG
Messenger RNA from Photinus pyralis (common eastern firefly), 2215 nucleotides. RefSeq names its product piggyBac transposable element-derived protein 2-like. The record is from RefSeq and is a predicted model, not a curated record. Lineage: Eukaryota; Metazoa; Arthropoda; Insecta; Coleoptera; Lampyridae. The transcript has 2 exons. Bases 727 to 2001 code for a protein of 424 amino acids.